CCGAACCAUUAUCUCCAUGAUCAAACAGUAUAACCAUCUAGGAUAUAUCCAAGAGGGAGAGAUUAUUAUAGUAGAAGUGUUAUAUACUAAUGGAUAUGGUAAUUGGAAUAUUUUUGCAAAAGGAAAUAGAAUUACACCAAUUGGCUUUUAUUGUAAAAGAUUUCCAUGGUCAGAAAAUAAAUACUCUCUUUUUGAGAGGACCAUCUGGGCUACAUAUGAGGCUUGCAAGGCUAUACAUUCCUUGAUUAAGAACAAUGAAACCAUCAUUAGGACCGAGAUGCCAAUCAUGGAUUGGAUCAAAGCUCCAGGUGAGGCCUGGGUAGGACUUCCGAUUGAACCCAAGGUAUUGCAUUGGAAAUGGUACUUGGCAGACUUUAUAAAACAUCAUCAGGUUACAUCAAAGGGACGAAUCUCACAGUCCUCGGACGCGAUACUGCGUUCAGGGGGUGGAUCGUCCAAUGAUGACCAAGCCUGGUUAAUCCCACCAGAUCUAAUCCCCAAGAAAAAAGAAAAAGAAGAACGACAGCCAAAUAUUGGCACAUGGGGAACAAAGGAGUAUACUGCCUCAGUACCCAAUGCCUGGUUCACGGAUGGCUCUUCCACUACCGUAAAUAACAAAAUAUCUUGGAAAGCUGCAGCCUAUAGGCCAGAAGAUGGUAAGAUAAUCACUGACCAAGGCACAGGAAAGUCUGCACAGCAUGCAGAAGUACUUGCAGCAUUAUUAGCAGCUAGGCAAACUAAAUUAGAGAAUAAAAGAGUGUUACACUUGUACACCGAUUCAUGGUGUGUAGCAAAUGGAAUUGCUGUUUGGUCAGGGAAAUGGAGAAAGACCUCUUGGAAGAUCAAUGGUAAAGAUAUAUGGUCAAUUGAUGCAUGGAAAGAAUUAGAUGAAUUAAGUAAGGAGAUAAAAAUAAUAGUAUAUCACGUAGAUGCUCAUACUUCCAAAAAAGAUGAUAUGCAUAAAUAUAAUGAUGUAGUAGAUAAGUUAGCAAGUUUACUGAGUAAUAUUAAAAUUAAGAAAACUUAUAAGAUUGAGGAUAUUGAUCCUCUUAAAAAGCGAAUUAAAACAGAAUAUAAAAUAGUACCCAAAAAAGAGGAACUCAAACCAACUAUUGAAGUUGGCUUGAGAGAAAUUCAAGCUCUCCAUGAACAAAUGGGACAUAUAGGCACCCAUGCAUUGAAACAAUGGAUGGACCAAAGACAUAUUGAUGUCUCUUGGCAAAAGAUUAGACAAGCAAUUAAACAAUGCAAUGGUUGCCCAAAUGAUAGACUGAGAUUUAAUCACAAUUACCAUGGAAACAUUGGAAGUAAGAAAGGAUUUAAUUCCUUAGUACAAAUAGAUUUUAUUGGACCUUUAAAGAAAUAUAAGAAUUUAUAUGCAUGUACUAUGGUAGAUGCAACCACAGGUCUAGGAAUGGCCAGGGUUGGCACCAAACCAGACCAACAAACUUGCAUUCUAACCAUAUUACAAUGGAGUGCACAAUAUGGAACUCCACAGAUAAUACAAUCAGAUCAAGGAUCACAUUUCACUGGAAAAUUAACACAGAAAUGUGCAGAAACAUUAGGAAUUAUGUGGGACUUUCACCAAAGCUAUAACCCUACUUCUGCUGGAGCGAUAGAAAGGUGGAAUGGUUUGCUAAAAACACAACUGAUGCAUAGAAUAGGUGAAACUCUAUCGAAGGCAAUUUUAUGGGCCACGUUAGAGUUAAACCAAAGACAGAGAUUACAUAGAAAGAGCCCCAUAGAAGAGGCUAUAGCUUACUCCCAAGUGAUAGAAUACCCACAGGAGGAUAAUAGAAACAUAAUCAGACCACAUAUUUGUGUUCACAGGAGCAAAAAGGACGAUACCAUACACAAAGCUGAGGUCGUCGCCCCUGGACCCGGAAAUAAUAUCUGGAUAACCCAAGUUGUCUUUCUCAGAUUGCUACUCAGAAUCUUCAGGAAACGAAGACAUGCCAAGGUCAAGGAAAAAUGGAAAUCCCUCGCGAAGAAAAUGUGAUCUCAUGCAACCAAAUGGACCAAAAAUUGUGUUACUACAUUAUUACAAAUUGCAUUGCCAUACGCUUCAUGAUCUAUUAUAUAAUAUGGGAUUAUUACCUAGAGAAUUUAGAAAUAUCUUUGAUUGCCAUUUUUGCAUAAAUAGAUUCUCUAGUCGAUUCUUGUCUGGCAUAAAUAAGGAUGAUAGAUUAUUGCUUCUAUUACAACAUUUUCUGUUACAUAAUGAAAGAUGGAUAGAAUCACACCCGAUUGAAAGAUUCUUACACAUUCUUGCAAGUCUGAUCUCUUGCUAUAUAUGCAAGGGAACAUAUCCAAACUAUAUGCUAUGCAAGAAUUUAAUUAGACAUCGACCAGAAGAAGCUCAACAACUUCUGGAAGGUGAUUGGUAUUGUAGAAACUCACAAGAGUCGCUCUAUAUUCCAGGAUCUUUACAAUCAUGGUGUAUUAGAACAUUACUAAAACCAGUUUUACAAGGAUUGCUUUUUGAAUAUAAUGCUUAUACAACUUGGUAUGAAAUGAAUAGAAAAUAUAGAAGAAUGAAAAACUUAAAUAUACAAAAAGGGUUACAUCGACAUAUUAUGUCAGUAACUGAGUCCACAGGAUUUCGACGCUAUGACUUUGUAAACCCCCGUCUUGCGGACCUCUGAGAUUCCCCAUGUAUAUAAGGGGAGGAUCAAUAGUGACACCUUUCAUGUUGACAUCAUUUCAGGUGUCAGGGGGUGGAAUGUAGUGAACAUGUAAAACAUAGGAUUUUGUGACCCACAAAAAGCAGAAUUAAGCAAAGUAAAACUAGAGUGAAAUUAAGUGAGACUUGAUAGCUGACAGCUUGGAAGCUGACAGCCUGGAUGCUGAGUGUUAAGACAGAUAAGAGUUUGCUGUGACAUGUGGGGAAUUCCCCCCCCCGACCGUGUGCCGUGACACAUGACUGCUGUGACAUAAGAUUAAGAGUUUGAAGUAAGGUAAUGCGAGUGUUGAGGAGUUAACUUAGAUAGAGCAUAUGGAUGUAUUAGAUUAGAAAUGACUUAAAGUAUAAAAGGAGAAGACUACAGACAGAUGACGUCGCUUGACGACUCCGUCAAGAUGACCUGCUGAAGCUCUGCCCGAGACGCAGGAGCUUCCAGACCUGGAACAGAGGAUCUGCAUCCCUGCUCUGUCCGAGAUGCUGACACGCUGUACCUGAUCCUGACUGCCGAAACAUCGAAGUCGCAGCUCGACCCUGCGAAGCCUGAGACCAGACUACAUCUACCAGGUCGUAUGCCCUCACCUAUAGCAUGAUAGCAUUUAUGAGUGUGUUAGAGAUAUUAUGGGCUGGCAUUAUUUCUGGAUUGCGCUGGCAAUUGUAGUUGUAUCCUUUGUGUGGGCUUGUAUUUGUAUUGUUAAUGAGAGUAAAAGCAUUGAUCAAAACGAAA
Messenger RNA from Fukomys damarensis (Damara mole-rat), 3407 nucleotides. RefSeq lists its product as uncharacterized. NCBI's taxonomy places the organism in Eukaryota, Metazoa, Chordata, Mammalia, Rodentia, Bathyergidae. Gene Ontology annotation, biological process: DNA integration. Gene Ontology annotation, molecular function: RNA stem-loop binding; RNA-DNA hybrid ribonuclease activity. The transcript has 2 exons. Bases 17 to 1999 code for a protein of 660 amino acids. The record is from RefSeq and is a predicted model, not a curated record.